This is a messenger RNA of Aureobasidium pullulans EXF-150, 900 nucleotides long. RefSeq lists its product as uncharacterized. The transcript has a single exon. The record is from RefSeq and is a predicted model, not a curated record. NCBI's taxonomy places the organism in Eukaryota, Fungi, Ascomycota, Dothideomycetes, Dothideales, Saccotheciaceae. The coding region runs from base 1 to 900 and encodes 299 amino acids.
AUGUGUGGACAGACUGUCAUGGUCUACGAGUGCCGCUGUGGUCAAAUUUCUAGAGAGAAGAUGCCGCCACGCAUCUGCAGGCUAGCUUGCGAGGUUCAGCAGAGUCCUCUGACGAUUCAUCUCUAUCGGCCGUGUCAAAAGUGUCGCAACGCCAAUCCAAACAUGUCUCCGUACCUUCAUCGAGAGUCUGCAAAUCCGACAGAGCUUCGCAAUAAGCCACUCCCAGGUAUCCCAGGUCCUGGACUAGCAGAGGGACCGCCACCGAGCUACGAACACGUCUGUGAACACGUGCCGACUUAUACUCGGGCUGCUGCUGAAGAGCGACCGGUCGCCUUUGACGAUGUGAUGUCCGCUCUCCUCAAUUUUAACCCAGGCCAGGUCGUGAGCUCUUGGCACGCGUUCCGAGCAUUGCAACUCUCGCUUCUAUCUCCUCUUUGUGCGCAAGUUCAAGAUCUCCAGCGUCGAAUUACUAGGAUUAGACCUCGAGUCCACCGACUUGAAGACAUUGGCCAGUGUGAUGAGAUAAUUAUCAGGCUAGCUCGCGAGCAGAAAGUGCUCGAUACUGCACUUCAGUGGGGGCAAAGACACCUCGAUGCUGCACUUGUCCUGAAAUAUGGUUUAGACAAAUCUCGUGACGCUGCAGACCAAGCUGCUCGAGCAGGAAAUCACAUCGAGGCCACCUCCCACGUCCGAGCUGCCGCUGAGCACGCCGACAAACUUCUUGAAGUUUCAAUACAGCUGUCGAGGCCAGGCCGCCAGCCUCAACCCUUGCACACAAGUAUAAAGACGCAGCUUGAUGUACUUCAGACAGUCAUCCAAACUCUAGGAUCAAGGGCGGCAUCGAGGGUAUGGGCUUUUGUGCAAAUUGUCUCUCGCUCCAACUACGAAGUCCACUACUAA